Molecule: messenger RNA, 5648 nt
Organism: Cervus elaphus (red deer)
Lineage: Eukaryota; Metazoa; Chordata; Mammalia; Artiodactyla; Cervidae
Product: translation initiation factor IF-2-like
Exons: 7
Coding region: 1-1524 (507 amino acids)
Source: RefSeq, a predicted model, not a curated record
AUGCUCUGGGUGCAGCGGAGGCCAGACCCGGCUCUGCUGGGCGGGCACCUGUGCCCAUGUGCCCUGAAGGGGCAGAGCGUGGGCACCUCCCUGAACCCAGCCCUGCCUUGGCGCCCACUGGCAGUGGACAAGCUCCGUGAGCUCAUCGGCCUCACUCAGCCUUCCAAGCAGCUCCUCAACCAAGCCUACAUGGACCCCGUCAGCUGGCCUGUGGUCCGCACCAGGGCCGGGGCUGGCCAGGAGAGCUGGAGCCUCGCAGGGGACGGUGAAACCUUCGGCAAGCCCCCUCCUCGACCUCAGCUGCCUUUCGUCCUCCCCGCCCACGGGAGCUGGAGCCUGGCUGCCUCCGAGGACAAGCAUCCAACAGCCCUGGGCAGUUGUGGCUUCUGGGCAUGUCUCCAGGACAACGCGAAGAGCAACCUCGGAUCCGGGUUCGCCCGGUGGGCCCCCUUGUCGCGGCCAAUCGUCCUGCCCGGCUCGGCUGCGCUCCGCGGGGACCCAGGACCUUCGCCGCAGCGGUUGCCCGGGCGCGGGCCGCGCAGGCACUUGUUAGAGCGCCCGGCUUGCUCGGCUGCCCAGCUCUUCCCAGCUUUCUUUCACAAUGACUUCCUGAAGUUGCUCACUCGCAUUGUUCCCCAUUUCUCCGCCGCGAUCCCCACCCCCAGCCGGCCGCCACCCGGCUUUCGCGCUCGCGGCCGGUCUGCCCGUCCCGCGUGCACAGCGCCGCCCACGGGCUGCGCACCUGUGCCCCGCGCCGCGCCCCCGCGAGCCAGCGCUCAGUCACCUGCGGCCGCUUGCUCCGAGCGCCCGGGCCCGAGCGCGCGCCCGUUACCCGCGCUCCGCAAACUUUGUGGCUGCGCGCCACACCGGUCCCGGCGCGCCCUGCCCCGCCGCUGCCUCGCCCCGCGUGCACGCUCCGGCACCAAACGGGACAGAAGCGAGGAGGGGCGUGGCGCGAGCAGGACUAGGACAGGGACUGAGACAGGGAGCGGGACUGGACGCGGAGCCCGGCACGGUGCGGGACUCCGAGCGGGACUUGGAGAGGGAUUCGGGUCGGGGCGCGGCGCCCCAGCCGCCCGUCGCUCGCUCACACGGCGCCGUCCCGAGCGCAACUCCCGGGCAGCGUCCGCAAACUUUGGCACCGCGCGGGGCUGGACCCUGCCCCACCAGAACACUGGCGAACAGGGAAGCGGCAGGCACGGGCCGUACCUGCUGGCGCCGCCGCCCGCUGCAUCCCGCUCGCCGGCACUGGGCCCGCUGGGCGCGCCGCCGCCACCCCGCGCGCUGCGCGCCCCGGCCCUCCCCGCGCCGCCGUGCUUCCUCAUCCCACCGCUGCCCGGCAAGGCCAGAGGGUCCGCCACCGCGCCGCAGGACCCGCGCUUAACCCCUGGGGGUGCGGCGCGGAUGGCGGGUGGGGGGCUGCUGGUCCUGGGGCUUCCUCCCGGGGACCCGCAGCCUUGCGCCCCGGGCCGCUCGUCGGGGCACCCGCGUGCUCGCCCUACCCCGGGACUCGGAACCCAGUGAAGCACUUUUCCACUGCCCGCCCGGCUUCGCUUCCCUCCAGCUGGGCCCACUUGGCUCCCUGGUUCUGGCUGCGACCCCAGUUUAUGAGUGCCCACCCGAGGGGGUGGGAAAAGUUGAUCCUUCGCAAGUGAGGGGAAGGUGCGAUUCAUUUUCCCAGACAACCAAUGGAAUACCUCUCGCCUCUCUUCCCUCCCACCCGCUGGAGGCAGAAGUCAGGACCGCGCCUUCAGGCUUGGCCUGUGUGCACACGCGAGUGUGAAGGGGCGGCGGCGGUGGAGCGGGCACGGAAGGCAGAACUGUACCCCUGCUCCUGGUCUCUCUGCGCCUCAGCCUCGCCCUCCGAGGGCCCCGAAACACGAGUGUGAGGCGCUGUGUGUCAAUUCAAACAGGAACGGCAGCUCUGAGGCUCACCUCUGCGCCCCCCGCGAAGCAUCCAUCAUUCUGAUUAGUCAGGCCCCCCGACAGGAGCCUGGCGAGAGUGUUCAGCCUGAGUAGAAGAGUCAUGAAUCCAACAGAUUCGUCCUGAGUGCCACCACCCCCUCCCCCAGGCGCCGCCUUAGGAACUGAGUGGCAAGAGCCAAGGUCUCGGCCCUUCAAGACUUGCGGGGACACAAAGCGAAGAUAAAUGCUGAGGCAUCCCUAACAGCAGGAGAGACACACCCGGUCUUUCCGUGGGAAGAGCAAGAAAGGGCGCUGUGGCCCCGAGAAAGGGGCCGGGCCGGCCUUCCAAGUGGGGCGAAGGGAAUGUGCAGCUGAGCGAGGCCAGGGAAGCCUGAGGGGCAUAUAAGGAGGCUGCUGGUGGCAGGGCUAGGGGCCCUGUUGACCACCUUGGCCUCUGCCAUUCCUGGAUGAAGUCUUUGAGCUACAAACAACUUCUACUGAACUCUUCCUCGACCGCUUCAGCAAGAACACUGCUCAGUUCCUCCUGAAAUUCCCCUGUGCUGAACGGAGCCAGUUAACUCCCCGCUUAAAGCCCAGGGGAGGUGGGAUUUAAAGCCCACCUUAAUUCCUAGUCCUUCCCUUACCUGUAUGACUUCCGACAAGUUAUUGAAACUCUGUGAUUGUAGUCUUUUUUACGUGCAAGAGAAAUCUACUUUAUCCUAAAGAGUCCUUAUCAGGAUUAAAUGAGACAAUAAACGCUGCGGGGCCCCAGAGGAGACAUGAUGCAGUGAAGGGGUCCUGACGCACCUCCAGGUCUUGAAUGAGUGUGGCACUCAUCUCUUUAAACGUGUGCCGUGGUCCCCAGGAGUGCAUGUCAAGGACUACCAGGCUCACCCUCAUCCAACCAAUGCAAAGCACAUCCUGAAGCAGUAGAGCAUGAGGCUAGGAACGCAGACGGUUUGACCGUGUGAUCUUGGCCCAGGUCCUCAACCUCUCUGAGCCUCAGUUUCCCCAUCUAUACAUUGAUGCUCCAUGCCCCUUGCCCACUGGUCUCCAGCCACUUUGCUCUGCUGCUCCUCAAGCAUCCAGACCAGCUCCCUGUCCUCUGGGUGCCUGCCUGCCUGCCCUCCUACCUUCAGAUCUUUGCUCCGACAUCAUCUUGGCUCAGAGACCGUCACUUCUACCCUCUAUAAGGUGGUGUUGAGCAUUUUGAAGGCUUGGAAGAAAUGCUACCUUGUGGAAAUAUGCCCACCAGUGGAAAACACUGCUGCCCACCGUGAUGAUACCAUUUUACUCUCCGAGUAUAUUUUUUCAUCUAAGGCUUGGCAAGCUGGUUGACGUAGAAAGGCUGAUGGGAUUUAUUUCUUGCUCUGCUUCCUCUUGAUUAAGUUGACAACUUUUUUUUUUAAUUUAAUUUUUUGACCGCACUGUGCAGUAUUUGCGGUCUUAGCGCCUUGCUCAGGGUUCAACCCCAUGCUCCCUCCAGGGGAAGCUCAGAGUCUUUACUGGACCACCAGGGAAGUCUGUCCCCUUGAUCAAGUUAGACAGAGAAGCACCCACAGUCACCGCUUAUGGAGUUACCAAAGCUCAGCCCCCACAGCCUUGGAGUGAUAACCAACAAUACAUUCGGGAGAGUGUACUACAUGCCUAGCUUCCUCCAGGAUAGGCUUGCACCAGAAUUACUUCCUAGAUAUAAUAAAUUUAGGAGCUUCCCAGAGUGGAACUGACAGCAGAGGCAAAAACUGUCAACCCAUCUCCCCCCAUGGUGACGGAAAACUUCACGUUUUCCCAGCAGUGCAUUAGGCAGCUCGGAGACCUUAUCUCAUCCAACAGACCUGUAUCUGAUGCCAUCUUCCUGAUGUCCAUGAUGAGAGACUUCUACAAUUGCAGUUGAUGGGACCCCAGAUGGAACAAGUUAUCUUUAAAGUCCCUUGAAUUAGCUUGACCAUGGUGGCCAACCCUGUCCAGGUGAUUUUAGGCUCUGGACAAGAAGAGAUACUUGAGAGAAGCAUCAUUGGUCUUCUGAGCUUUGGCAUAGGUUGGGUAGGUGGAGAGUGUCACCAGCCAGGGACUGUGUGGUUUGGUUGGGUAGGUGAAGAGUGUCACUCACAUGAGUCAGGAGACCUGGCUCUGGCCAUGAUUCUCUCUCCAGCCUCAAGUAAGUCAUUCAGGUCAUCUUCCUAUGUUCUGGGCCCUUCAUUCGUAAGAUUGGAGUGGUUGACACUUCUUCAGUCUCCCUUAAUGAUCCUCCAUGACCGAUUUAGGUUUGGGAGAGUUUUCCUGUGGGCUUGCACAGACCUGAGAAGAACCUAGGAGAAUGACUCUGCAGGUUCUUGGCCCCUGAUCUCUAAGUCUGUCCCCCACCCCUGUCUUGCACUGCCUUCACAGAAGGUCCCGGGCAUUGAGGGCUAGCACUGCUAAAAGCAAUUAGAACUUAUCACACCCUGAAACAUGCACAAACGCAACCACUCUCUCCAUCACCUGCUAACCUACACAGACUGAACUCCUUCAGCCAAGCCUGGAUGGUGUGACUUCAGGACUGUGUGAGCAGAAGUGAAGAAGUAGACAGUUCUCUUACCUGAAGUGUUAUUAAGACAGAUGUGUGCUGGAGAGAAAGAUCCCCCAGCCUGUGCAGUGCCCUCACAGAGGCUGGGUGUUUCUUGCUUGCAGCAGGAUCUUCCUGGGAAAGUCCUCCUGAGUAAAAGGAGAGAGGUGGCUGGUAAAGACAGAACUCUCAGGAAAGGCUUCCUCCUGCAUAUGCAAGGGGGAGGUUUAAGGAGGAUGAGUUAACAUCAGACUGAAGUCAGUGUAUUGAUCUGGGGGAAUUCUACACUCUACUGUGAGUUAGGCAGUCAGUAAAUAGGAAAUACUUUGGGGAAAACCCAUAACUUCUCCCAAAUGCCUGUGUGAAUGCCUACAAUGUGGAAAUUAGCAGGGAGACCCUGAGAUCUCAGCACAUGCUCUCACUGCAGCUAGAACUAUUGAGCAGAAACUGAAGAGAGGCCAUGAAGGUCAGAACUACAGCUGCCUGUAGGCUCAAAGGCCUCCGAUCAUUUGAUGCUCAGGAAAGAGAUUGUGAUGACUGUGUAGAGAACAUCUGAGUGGAGCAAAAAUUCUUUGUAGGAAAGGAGAGUCUGCUAAGAAUGAUAGAAAUGUGCAAGAAAGAAUGCAAAGUAAAUAGAUGAGAUUGUCUCCAGUGAAAUAGGCAAAACAGCCUUAGGAAAAUGACCUGGGGCUGGUAUUUUGAAUUGAAGAUGUAUCAUCCAAAAUGAUUUCACAUUGGGAAAAUGGCUUAUAGUUAUGUGCCAAAAUGUCCUUAUCAAUUAGAGGUGCCUACUGGUGUAUUUAUGGGUAAGAUGAGCCAUGCUUUAAAAUACUCCAGCAAAACAACAAUUAUAAAUCAAUAAAAGCAGUUGAGGAGUAGAACCAGGUUGGUAAUAUCUUUGAUAACUGUUGAUGAGGGUGAUGGACAUAUAGGGAUUCAUUGUAUGAUUAUUUUCAUAUAUAUUUGAAAAUUUUGUGAUAAUAUUUCUUAAAAAAGGAAGAAAAAUGGUGAGGAGACCACUAUUUAAAUCCAAAUGAUAUUUUGAGAUCGUAUUUGCAAUGAAUAUGGAAAAAGGUCUCUGUAUCAGUCGGUUCAGUCACUCAGUCGUGUCUGACUCUUUGGACCCCAUGGACUGCAGGAUGCCAGGCUUCCCUUUCCAUCACCAACUCCUGGAGCUUGCUCAAACUCAUGUCCUUUG